AUGACUUCUAGAGUAAGGUGGAGUUCCAUGCCUAGGGUUCCCAGAUUACAAGAUGAGGAAGAUAAUGACUGGAUUGAGAAUGGAUAUGAGGAUAGUGAUGGGUCUCUGUCUGCAGAUGAUAAUGAUGGACUUGAUUGUAGAAAAAGGGGUCCCAACCACGGUAGCAACAUUUGUGCAGAUGAAACUGGAAGAAUUCCUUUAACUGUGGGAGACAAUAGAUUCAUUACUAUCUCGGCAUCAUGUUCUAUAAGUACCAAUUUGAAAGCAUACUUGGGAGGACCUUAUCCUACAUUUAGUUUCGUGUCGGUUGACACAAAAAAAGUUCUCCUGGGAAAGAUUCCAGACGAAUCCUUAGACCUUGACAAUCACAUACGAAGCGUGUACCAAUAUUGGCUAAAAGCAAAGAAUGCGGGUUAUAGUAUUAGUGACCGAUGGACAAUAGGCCAUUUGAUAGAAACUCUUACACCUUGUGAUAAACGUAUCGAGAAGCUUAUACAAGAAAAUAUGCUAUCUCAAAUUUUGGAAAGUGAACCUAAGGAACCUGACUUUGAGGGUUUUUGCAAUGCCAAUGUGCAUAAUUGGGAGACUAUGAUUGGUGAUGUUAUCACUCACUCAAGAUCCGAAUCGACAGGUACUUUAGAUAACGAAGUUGGACAACCAAUUGUGGCAAAUGCUAACGAAGAUGAAAAAUAA
Molecule: messenger RNA, 693 nt
Organism: Fraxinus pennsylvanica
Lineage: Eukaryota; Viridiplantae; Streptophyta; Magnoliopsida; Lamiales; Oleaceae
Source: the annotation of a GenBank genome assembly